This is a messenger RNA of Dioscorea cayenensis subsp. rotundata (Guinea yam), 330 nucleotides long. The record is from the annotation of a RefSeq genome assembly. NCBI's taxonomy places the organism in Eukaryota, Viridiplantae, Streptophyta, Magnoliopsida, Dioscoreales, Dioscoreaceae.
AUGUCUGUUUUCAAAGCACGAAGAAUAAUUAAUCAGAUUCGUGGGCGUUCCUAUGAAGAAACACUUAUGAUACUGGAACUCAUGCCUUAUCGAGCAUCUUAUCCUAUUUUGAAAUUGGUUUAUUCUGCAGCAGCAAACGCGAAUCAUAACAUGGGUUUGAACAAAGCUGAUUUAUUCAUUAGUAAGGCCGAAGUCAAUGGCGGUACUAUUGUGAAAAAGUUAAGACCUAGAGCUCAAGGGCGUAGUUAUCCUAUAAAAAAACCUACUUGUCAUAUAACAAUUGUAUUGAAGGAUAAAUCUAAGUCGUUUUUAAAUGAAUCUAAGAUCUAA